AGGACGAAGUAAUGUAAGGAGUGGUUAGAAAAGUUCAGUCAGCCUUAAAGCUGUCUUCAUUCUCAAAAAGAAGAAUGCAGUCUGGGUGGUAGAAGACAGGCAUGGCAAACCUGUAAAGUCUUCUCCUCUUCAGUGAAGUUACUCUGUGCUUGUCUAGGUGCUGUGAAGAAGAAGGACACAGUAUGAAGUUGGCUCAGAACCUGACUGGAUAACACUGAAGAAAGCUUUAGAAGAACACAUCAGCAUCUCUCCGGAUUUACUUUGAGUACCUCUCUGUUCAGAAGACAUGGGCUUGUGGAUUAUUUUACCCAUUACACUCUCUGCUGUCUCGUUCAUCGGGUGCUGGGUGGUAUAUGGCCUUGCAGUCAGCUUUAACCAUGUCUGCCCACUCAGCAACUGGGAAUACAAAAACUCGUGCCUGACAAAUGAAACUGAGUUUUGUUGCACAGACAAUAAUGUACCCACUAUAAGCACAAGUGGAACAUAUUUUCCAGAAAAUUCAUUAUUUAGUGCUACAAUUAAUGCCGGUUCAUUUUUGUUUCUGAUUUUCUGCAUUUUCCACCAUGCACAUAUUGUGGAUAGGAGCAUCGCAAACUCCCUCCUCAGUAAAUUUGCUAUGGUUUUUGGAUGCAUUGCAGCCAUUGGUGCUUUUGUGGCUGGGAACUGCAAUCCAGCCGAGUUGGUGUUGCUGCAUUACCUCGGAGCUGCUCUGAGCUUUGUGUGCAUCUGCUUCUACACUGUCCUGCUGACCUCUCUGACCAGCAGGUGUGGCCUCACUGGAAUGGAGAGCUUCCUCUAUCCAUUACGCAUCGUCUCCACCAGCAUCCAGGUCGUCGUGACCAUCCUCUACUGCAUCUUCUUCGUCCAGACCUCGUACUACUUCAAGCACCUCUCUGCUGUCUUCGAGUGGACACUCAGUGCGAAUCUGGAGCUCUUUGAACUCAGUUAUGCUGUGGAAUUUUAUUGUUUCUCCUCUGCGAUGCUGUCGGUGCUUCUAGAACGGAGGGGCGAAGAAAAACCUUUAAUUUUGUCCUGAUGACUGGCGUCAUGUCUACUUCAGAUUAUUUAUUUUUUUCUUUUCCAUAAUGGACAUAUGAAGUGUCAUAAUUUAUCUAUAUAUAUAUAAAUAUAUAUAUGCACAAAGGCAUCUUACAUUCUUCUUAGGUUAUGGGCAAAAAAACAGGCUUUAUUAUUACUGACAUGACAAAUCACAUUUUUAAAAACUGGAAAUGUUAGAGAUGAUCAGAGCAGGUUGUUAGUAAACCAGCUAGAGACAAAGGCAUGCAGGCAUGUUUUCUGUAAUGAUCUAGAUUUCACAAAUGCAAUUUUGACCUCAUUUCUUUAAAUACCAAAGCUGGUCAUUUGUUUUACAGAAUUGCUGGGUAAUGUUCAGUGAAUGUAUCAUAUAAUCUAAUCUAAUCGCAAAAUACCUCAAAUACUUGGAAAUCAGAUGGCAUUAUAUUUGGAAUAUAUGUAUGGUAAGAAUGACAAAGGUAAGAAUGUAGCAUGAAUGUAGGCUAGUUCAAAAAUGAAUCACCUCAUAUGAAGUUAAUCUGUAAAAUCAUAUUCUUUGGCAUAUCAGUUCCAUUUCUGUGGUGUAACACCCAUUCGAAUCCUCUCUACUGUAAAUAUGUUCUGCUGGCUUCAUAUUUUAGUACAAUUUAGCAGUGAUAAUAGUUUCCAAAUUCUUCCAGCAGAGAACAAACCAAACCCACGCUCACAUAAGCUUUGAGAAUGAAUCACUGCAUAACCGCUUCAGUUUCUGAGCAAAACAAAGAACAAUUAUUUUAAACUCUAGUAAUGUUUUUCAGUUAUUGCACUCUAGUAGCUUUUUGGUGUUUCAAUGUAUGGUUAUGCACUCCAACAUUACCACUUAGUUUACUUUAGAGUUUUCAGACAUUAGAUAAAGUCUGAUUAUUGCAGGGUCAAUUCAAGUAAAACACAUUCAUUUGUAUUAAAUUAAUAAAUAAAUAAAGAUUAAGGUAAAUGUCAUUGUAGCUCUCUGGGCUGUGAUUUUAUGCUGUUGCACAAUGUAAUUAAUUAAUCCUCAAGGUGGAUUGCUUCAUGAAAUGAUUACCAGCUAAAUCUUGUGUUUUUUUUUUGGCUCUCAUGGACGCAUAUAUUUUCAUACUGCCCAGACAAGCAGCUUUAAAAAGCUGCUAUGGCAAAUUAUCACAUUACUGAUUGGAACUUUGAACACAAGAGAAACGCCUCAGGGCACGUUGAGUUGUUACAGCAGAGUAAAUUCUUGACGUGUUCAUGGUGGUAGGUGUGGUGCACUUCAAGCUUUGGACUAAAACUGACAUGCAAACUGUCAGUAUAACAAAUCCAUAUGUCAUUAUUUGUGUUAAACCACUUGUGUCCAGAUUUCCUUUACUCAGGUCAAUCCAUUCUGUGUCUGUUUGCUGUAAAGCUAAAUAUGAUUGUAACAUAGUCUCCAUUUAAACAAACAUGAGCUAAAAUUGAACUUGCUGUCUUUUCUUCACAACAUGAAAAGACUACAUGCAUUUACUAACCCUUGUUUGUAGCCUCUGGACAUUAAAUUUCUCUACAUUCAGCUA
Molecule: messenger RNA, 2561 nt
Organism: Astyanax mexicanus (Mexican tetra)
Lineage: Eukaryota; Metazoa; Chordata; Actinopteri; Characiformes; Acestrorhamphidae
Product: Frag1/DRAM/Sfk1 family protein
Exons: 7
Coding region: 287-1036 (249 amino acids)
Biological process (GO): protein localization to plasma membrane
Source: RefSeq, a predicted model, not a curated record